AUGGCAAUCCUCACCCGACAACCGUUUGCCCCUGUCGACGGGACACGGUUGCAGAGCUUGGCCAGCGUCAAGAAUCGGCAGAAUGCCAUCUCAGCCUCGCCCAUCAAGCGCAAGGCUUCCGAGGUGGAGGAUGUGGCCAACUCAGAGAACAUCGCUCCUGUAUCCUUUUCUCCCAAGCGCUCAAAGGGCGUUGAUUUCUGGGACGGCCUCAGCAAGGGCUUCACCAAGUCCCCUGCCUUUACCCUCACCAAAGCCGCCUACUCUCCGGUUGUCAAGGAUGUCCUCAGCAGCCCACCCAGCCGACUCUCGUCUGCGCCCCGGCCACGGGACAUCCUCCAGCCCAAGUCACCAGCCGCCCGGCUCAUCAAGGCCAAGAGCACAGCACCCUCCCCCUUGACAGCCCCAGCCGGCCGCUCGCCCACCCGCGCCUCCAAGCGCAUGGGCAUCCUCUCUCGCCGCCGCAUCUCCCGCCCAGACCCGCCAUCAUUCAGCCUGGGCGCCGCCAGCGUGCCCUUUUCCCUAGAUGCCGCGCUCAAGGGUACCAUCCCAAGCUACUCGGGGAGUCUGCGUCGCUCCGCCAAGAGCAGCAGCCGCAAGGCCUCCAGCACCAGCAGUAGUAGCAGUGGUAGCAGUGGUAGCAACGCGUCGGCCCCAGGAGACUUCUUCAUCCCCACCCCAGACACGAAAUCGUCAUGGUGCUUCAACAUCCACGAGGACACCCCGGAGCAGGAAAUGACCAACCUUCUGCAGCACGGCACCCACACGCUCGACAUCAGCAGCGACGAGGAAUCCGAGAGCCGCGCCAAGCGCGACCGUGCCGAAGGACGUGACAAGGAGAAUAUCCCGCCGCCCGAGGACGUCAGUCAGACGUCUACCGCGCGGGGAGUGGGUGGUUCUUCUUCGCGGUCUUCUUCCGAGGUGGGCCGGGUUGAGGUUGAUGAGGACGUGCUCCUUCUCAAGGGGCGGGGACCGCUGGCGGAGAUGAACGUGGCGGAUUUUUAUGCCGAGGGGUGCGAUAGCUCGAGCGUGUUCAUCGUACCCGGGGAUGAGGAGGAUCCUGAGGCUGUGGUUGUUGGAGAGGCCGCUGAAACUGCUGCUGAUAUCCCGCAGCAGGCGAAGCCGUUGCCUCCCCUGCCCGCGGACGGAGAGGAAGAGCAACAAUGGUUCGCUGCUGCUGCUGCUGCCGACGGCAUGUUGUCGGAGGAGCUGCACGCGCCGCAGGUCAGCCUCGAUGACGUCGAGGGCGUCGACGUUGAUGAUAUCAUGGGCGGCCAUGACCGAUCCGCCUUGGAAGAAGCUGCUGCUGCUGGCUUGGGCCCCAUUGAGGGCGCCGGCGAGAGCUUUGAGCUGUGGGAGAGCAACAGCUCCAAGGACGAGGGUGAUGCACCCUCGUCGCCGGCGCCACUGCCGGCGGAUGACUACCAGUCAGCGUCGGUCGUGGUGUUUUGA
This is a messenger RNA of Parathielavia appendiculata, 1449 nucleotides long. RefSeq lists its product as uncharacterized. Bases 1 to 1449 code for a protein of 482 amino acids. NCBI's taxonomy places the organism in Eukaryota, Fungi, Ascomycota, Sordariomycetes, Sordariales, Chaetomiaceae. The record is from RefSeq and is a predicted model, not a curated record. The transcript is spliced from 2 exons.